Oncorhynchus kisutch (coho salmon) is the source of this 4412-nucleotide messenger RNA. RefSeq names its product carcinoembryonic antigen-related cell adhesion molecule 6. Gene Ontology annotation, cellular component: adherens junction. Gene Ontology annotation, biological process: heterophilic cell-cell adhesion; homophilic cell-cell adhesion. The transcript is spliced from 15 exons. Bases 114 to 1313 code for a protein of 399 amino acids. The record is from RefSeq and is a predicted model, not a curated record. Lineage: Eukaryota; Metazoa; Chordata; Actinopteri; Salmoniformes; Salmonidae.
CACCUGGCUGACAGCUCUUAAAGAUAGUACCUCAGCCUAUUCUAUAGCAUCAUACUGUGAGUGUACUAGAAGCACUUUCUAAAUCUGGAACAGAACAAAGUAUUCCAACAACAAUGGAAACUGCAGUAGCCAUCUCUCUCACUCUGUUCAUACUCACAGGUCUCUGUGCUGGUCAGGGUCUGUUUCCACAAGGUUCUGUGAAUGGAGCAGAAGGAGGGACAGCGAUGUUCAUCACAAAUCUAAUCCCACCAGCCCAGCCGUUCAUAAUAAUAUCCUGGACUGUUGGUGGAGCCAACAUUAUAACCUCUACCAGUGAUGACUCUAUAGGGCCUGGAUACGGAGACAGGAUCACUCUGAACAAAACUACUGGAUCUCUGGAGCUCAGGAAUCUGACCCUGGCUGACAGUGGAGGAUACAGAGUGGCUAUAACAACAGCUACAGCAGAAACAAUCAAUGGAUCAACUGAACUGGUUGUGUAUGAGAAUGUUUCUGAUGCCAACAUCACAGGACCAUCAAACAAUCUGUUUGCAGAUGUGAGCUCCGCCAACUUAACCUGUGAGGCUGCUGGUAACAUCACUACUAUACAAUGGACGAAGGAAGGUCAGCCUCUGUCUGCCGGUGGCAAUAUAUUAUUCUCAGAGGAAAACAGGAAAGUAUCCAUCAGUCCUGUGAAGAGACACGACAGCGGAGAAUAUGUGUGUAAACUCACCAACCCUGCCAGCUCUGCUACUGCCUCCUAUAGAAUGAUAGUGAACUAUGGACCAGAGUCCAUGACCAUCCUGGGCCGACACAUCGCUGAGGUGGAGUCAUUCACCCUUAUUUACUGCUCUGUUCAGUCUGUACCGCCUGCUACAUUCACCUGGUUGUUCAAUGGCCAGCAGACAGGUGUACAUGAAGCUGGAUACAUCAUAAGGAGCGUCAGCUACAACAACAGUGGGGACUACAGAUGUGAUGCUAGGAAUGAUCUCACCGGAAAUGUUAUCAGUGUGGACCAUAGUCUGUCAGUGAAAGAUAAAACCCCUCCACCCCUAAGCCCAGAGGGAGCAGCAGGUAUAGCAGUCGCUGUGAUGUUGGUUGUGGUUGCUGUAGCUCUUGGUCUCUAUUUCGGCCUAACUCAUCAACGGAACAAUUCCACAAAUACUACUGAGACAGGAAGCAGCCAUGCACCUGACACCAACCAUGGACCAGGAACCAGCCUUGCACCUGACACCAGUCAUGGACCAGGAGCAAAAGGUGGUCGUGUGUAUGAGAAUCUAGGACCUCCAUUACCCCCUCCAAGAGGCUCCAACAUAUACAACAGAAGUAUAAAGUGAGCAGCUGAUUUCAACUCAUCUUCCACAGUUGGCUUUGGAUUCACCCAUCAAGUUUUACACCGUAAUCAAAUAAAUGCAGAGAGGACAAACCUUCACUGGAGGACCAGCCAAGAAGACGAGAAACUAGACCCUACUGGACUCCACUACUGCGUAGACACUGUACAGCUCAACCAUCCAGCUAUGUAUACAGUACUUGCUCAAUGUAAAUAUGGAAUAGGCAACUAUAGAGGACAAAUUAUAUCCCCUUAAAUUGCACACACCAGUUGAGGUCUGACUAAUUGGAAUCAGCUUUCUCUGGUCAGUGUCAUCAAUAGGGGCGUUUUUCAUAGAAACUUCCCCCUACUGAACCACAUUUUGCAACCGGUAACAGCAACUUUUUUUCCACUGAAAGGAGGAAGAUGAGAGAAAGUUUGAGUAAUCCUGUUAUGCUUGCUGAAUCCUCACAAAACUAGUGCGGACUAGACUGCCUAUGUGGCUCUGGCCAAAAUAAGUGCACUAUAUAGGAUGCAAAAUAUUAACUGAAAUUCCAAUAAAAGAAUGGUGUUAAAUGUUGUAUUCAUCUCGUGAACUGAACCUGCUCCAUGUAUGACUUAUCGGUUCCCAUAGCUUUGUUAGACAAGUCUUCCAUUCCUGAGUCACCACUAGAAGGGAGGGUGGUGUUGGCUAAUACUUUCAGAGGCUCCAUCACUAUAAAAGAUGUGGAGAUGAUGGGGAAAUGCACCUUUAAAUGGGCAGGCUCCAUCAGUGGCACACUUAAAGACACAACCACCCUCACUGUGCUGGGUGUCAAUAAUUCCCAAGGGUGACGUGAGUUAUCCUAUCAAACAAAUGUUAUUUAUUAUGCAUUUAUCAUUCUGUAAUGCUCCUGUCUAGUAAUCCAUGCCGUAAAAUACCCUAAAGAACAAGAGAUGGUGUGGGAAAUCAAGGCUGUGUGUGUAACCAGGCCGUAUUGUGUUUUCAGAAGAACCAUCAUCAGUAAUGUUGUCAGUGGGGUCUGUUACUAGGAUUGUGCUAUCAGUGCUUGUAACGCUGAUUGUCAUCUGAGUGAGAAGCAAUCCAAAUAUAACCCUUCCUACACACCUAGAUGCACGCACAUACAGUACGUGCACACGCUCGCACAAAAGUGUUUUAAACAUGGGGCAAGAGACCAUCAAAGAAUACUCCUGAUUUGCCACAUGUUGGCAAAUCACCAGUAGUCAUACUGACCACAGUCUUAAAAAAAAAAGGUCAGAACAAAGGUCCAGAUAACCAGAAACCGUUUCAAACUGUCAUCCACACUCAUGGGAGGAAGUACAAAAUAUGCUUCCUAUAUUUUCACUUCUCUAUCUGUAGCAGUUUGUUAACCCACAUUAGACAAGUAGUCUUUUCCACCGUCUAUGCUCAGUUCCUGAUUUAUGCUUCAGUUAAUUUACUUUACAACCAUUUGAGAGUGUUUUGACUGUGUGUAGACCAUAGAUUACACAGAUCACAUUUGUAGCAGGAGUGCUAUGGAAAAAUGCAGACUGUCUGCCGUUUUGCUGCUGGCACAAAUUGGCCUCUAUUCAGUAGUGUUGGAAGCUCAGGUCAGUGUUGAACCACAGGUGACAGGGUACCUGGGUAAUGAUGUCACACUGCGUUGUAAGUUGCUCGAGGGCAAUCUCAUUCAGGCUGAGUGGCAGUGGGAGAUGUCAGAUACUAAAAAGUUUUCCAUAGCUGUCUUUAACCCUAACUUAGGGCAAAACAUUUCUGGGUCACCUCUAAAAGGGAGGUUGGAGUUCGCUGGAGCUUCCACCGGUGAUUCCUCUAUUACUAUAAAAGAUGUGGAGAUGACUGAUGCAGGGAAAUACAUCUGUCUCCUGACAGUCUUCCCUAGUGGCUCAUUUGAGAGAACAACCAUCCUCACUGUACUGAAUCAGAUUCCACCUCCAUCAUCUGGCCAGGUUGUGGGAAUUGUUACCGCAGCCCUCCUGGUAACAGUUGUCGUGACAGCCACAGCUUACCUCAUCAUUGUCAGGAAGAGGCACAAGGCUUUAUUCAACCCCUCUGUCAGCAUUGAUGCAAGCAGCCUGGUGGUCAAUGCAGACAGGACAGGAAGAGAAGAGGACCUGGUUUAUUCUGAGAUCGUCAGAUUGAACAUUGACAAGAGGAAAGCACACGACCCAUCGGGAGAAGACCAGAAAGAUGCAGACGUCAAGCCAGCUGAGGAUGUCACCUACUCUGCAGUGGCAGUGGGGAACCAGCAUUCUUUAAGGGAAGACACAGUUUACUCUCAGGUGGUGAGAAAGGACUGGGACAUAGAUGAUGUAUGGACUGUCUAAGCACAAUAACAGUAAAGGGAUAACCAGACAUCCUUUACAGUAUAUUCACAUACAUUUAACUGAAGUUAUCUCUUGUUGGGGAAGUGACCUCCUUAUUAGACAAAGCCAUCUAGAUCCUACAGAAGGGCUAUGUGUGUGAAUAUUGAAAAAUUAUUGCCACCAACAGAAUGCUAUAUAUAUCGGGCGUACAACAAUCUCAGCUCUGUAGAUUUUGUUGCGAAGAGACAGAAUCAAUAGAUAAUUUAUUCUGGUAUUGCCCCCUAUGUAGCUUGUUUCUGGUCACAGGUUCAGGAAUUGUUAAAAAAAAAACAUAAAUGCACUUUGGAAAGCCACAGUCAGUCAAUAAAUAAUGUAAUAAUACUCGUAGGAAAGGUUUUCGUCUUUAGCUCACAAUCUGUGGAUAAUAACAUCACAGCACAAUUGAAAAAUACAUGGCACAUGGAAACCAAAUGAGGGUGGUCUAUGGUGAUAGGUGGGAUGGGCUGAGAGUGGCUGAGGGUUGGGAUUAAAGAGCUGAGGUCUAUGGUGAUAGGUGGGAUGGGCUGAGAGUGGCUGAGGGUUGAGAUUAAAGAGCUGAUGUCUAUGGUGAUAGGUGGGAUGGGCUGAGAGUGGCUGAGGGGUGGGAUUAAAGAGCUGAUGUCUAUGGUGAUAGGUGGGAUGGGCUGAGGGUUUGGAUUAAAGUGUUUAUGUUUGGCAAUGUAUUAUUCUUUUGUGACUGUUUUAUGUAAAUGUGCCAUGUACAGUUGAAGUCAGAAGUUUACAUACACGUAGGUUGGAGUCAUUAAAACUUGUUUUUCAACCA